AGCCCGGCGUCUCCCCCCCACCCCCUACCCCCCUCACCCCCCUACCCACCAGAGAAGCUCCAUGGAGAUGCUGGAGCAGAGUCUGGACAGCUCGGCGAGUCACGACAAACAGGAAUCGGAGGACGUGGUGCAGUUACAGGAAGGAGACGUGGUGGGGACGGAGGAGCACACCUCUGUGACCAUCACCGGCGUCCCUCAGGGCGCGUUCGGCGACCACAAUGUUCAGUACCAGUUCCGCACGGAGAACAGCGGCGGCCAGGUGACCUAUCGGGUGGUCCAGGUGACGGACGAUCAGUUGGAAGCUGCCGUUGACGGGUCCGGAGCCGUGAGCGUCGUCUCCGCCGCCGCGUUUGCCGGAGCCCCGCAGGCUGUGGCCCAGGCUGUGAUCCAGAACCCGUUCAGUAACGGGGGCAGCCCCGGCGGGGAGACGGUGGGGGGGGAGACGCGCUUCGCCUACUUCCCCGCCGGCACCGUCAGCGAUGGAACAGCCGUGUCGGUGCAGGCCACCGCCGACCCAUCCAUCACACAGGCAGGAGGUCAGUUUUACGUGAUGAUGAGCCCCCCCGAGGUGCUGCAGACAGCCCCUCGCACCAUCGCACCGCGCACACACACCUACACUGCAGACCUGGAUGACAGCGAGAUGUUGCAGCAUGGCAGCUCGAACUGGAAGGUUGAUGGUCCACGGGCGCCCAGAGACGACAGGAGAAGAGCACAGCACAACGAAGUGGAGAGAAGAAGAAGAGACAAGAUUAACAACUGGAUUGUUACGCUGUCGAAAAUCAUCCCCGACUGCAGCGUGGACAGCCGGAGUGGAGCGAGCAAAGGAAGCAUCCUGUACAAAGCGUGCGACUACAUCCGGGAGCUGCGUCAGAGCAACCAGCAGCUGCAGGAGAGCUGCAAGGAGGUGGAGCGGGUGAAGAUGGACAAUGAGCUGCUUCGACAACAGAUCGAGGAGCUGAAGAACGACAACGCACUUCUCCGGGCUCAGCUGCAGCAGCACGGCAUAGAGAUGAACGGAGACGCCACACCACAGUGAUCGUGAGCCGGACACUAUCCUCCUCUCCCCGCCUGAACAAUUCCAGGAGAGGAGCCACCAUGAAAAAAAAAAAAAAACAAGACAAUUUCCAUCAGACGUUGGAGCCGAUUUUCGAGACGCACUCUGAAGGACUGCACACGGAGCUGAGCGGCUUCACGCUCUGACAUCUGUCGACUGUGCAGCUCCAACCUGAACCUUCAUCCUCCGCUUCGAGGAACGCCACCUCUGCACAACACCACCUCCUCCUCCUCCACCUCCACCACACAUGCACCAAACUGUCUUUUUACUUUAAAUUAUAAAAACUGCCACAGAAAAUGUUACUUUAGCUGAUUUUCACCCUUUUAUUUUUUUAUUAAUCGUAACACAAACUACUUUUGAUUUUCCUGUUUUAGUUGAUGUUUGCUUCUAAAUGUGAAAUAGCUCCUGUUUACCUUUUUAAUUUAUCGUUCUGUAAGGAAAAUGUCUACAGAAAGGAAAAGUGUUCUGCAUUUACUCUUUCCCCAAUAAUUAACCUGCAAAUCCGAUGUUUAUCGUGUUCAUCACUCUCACUGGAACGUGUGUGUGUGUAUAUAUCUGAUCUGGGUGCAGUUCUCUGCCUCUGGACACUGACACUUCCGGCAGCAGGCAGAGCUCACAGACUUCAUAAAUGUAGCCUGAUGUCGGAAAAUUCAAAAACUAUAAGACUCUCCUGACAGGUGAAGGGUUCGAGGCUCCACUGUCACAGACCUGCUGGUUUCUAUUCCCACUCCAACGCCUUGAUAGGAGCCUGUUGGAGAAUCUCGUUGUUAACAUAGCUCAGGUAAUUGGGAUAGUGCACUGGCAAGCGGAUCCCAGACUCAAUGAAGUCUUCACGUAUGGAGAGUUUAGGUCUCUUGUUUCCCCCCCCACCCUGCCCGCUAGCUGCAAUGUACAGUAGAAAUGAGAAAACGAUGCUUUUCAACGUGUGAAUCCUUUUUAAUGGGCAUUAAAAUAAGGUUUGUUUGUGAAUCUGCUAAUAGGUCAUUGAAAUAAGAGGGUUCGGUCAUGUGACGUGUUCCGGACACUCACAAAGACGGCGUGUUGAGUUUUCUCUACGAUAUUCACAGAACUGACAGAACUGACAGGAGAGAGUAGCAGCGCCUCGGUCUGGAUUGUGUGUAGAUGGAAGUUUGGAUGUGAUUGUUGUUACUAACCAGCUUUUGUCCACACUGAGUCUCCACAGCAUGGGAAUAUAACCACUGGCAUGACUAACUCUGAUUUCACAAUAAAACACAAGCGUGAGCGUUGCUACAGA
Pleuronectes platessa (European plaice) is the source of this 2309-nucleotide messenger RNA. RefSeq names its product upstream transcription factor 2, c-fos interacting (gene usf2). The record is from RefSeq and is a predicted model, not a curated record. Gene Ontology annotation, biological process: regulation of transcription by RNA polymerase II. NCBI's taxonomy places the organism in Eukaryota, Metazoa, Chordata, Actinopteri, Pleuronectiformes, Pleuronectidae. The transcript is spliced from 11 exons. Gene Ontology annotation, molecular function: DNA-binding transcription factor activity, RNA polymerase II-specific; protein dimerization activity; RNA polymerase II cis-regulatory region sequence-specific DNA binding. Bases 62 to 1036 code for a protein of 324 amino acids.